Messenger RNA from Harmonia axyridis, 1224 nucleotides. Its product is annotated as growth hormone-regulated TBC protein 1-A. NCBI's taxonomy places the organism in Eukaryota, Metazoa, Arthropoda, Insecta, Coleoptera, Coccinellidae. The record is from RefSeq and is a predicted model, not a curated record. The coding region runs from base 151 to 1143 and encodes 330 amino acids. The transcript has 4 exons.
GUAGGCAGAAAAAGGUUACAGGUUACAGGUUGAACUAUGGGUUAACUAACCAAUUGAAGAUUCAUACCAAUGACUCAUAUUUACUCGACGAUAAAGAAUGAUUGCGAAAAGACAUGAAUAUACGUAAUAAAGAUCUGCAAAUAAUUUAACAUGGCCCAACCCAUGUACAGUAAAGUGGACGAAUAUGGUUUCGAGAGAACCGAAAAUUUUAACUAUCAAUUCCAUUCGGAAUUUAUGGAGAAAUAUAUGCGUAUUUUGGUCAGGAGAGGAAUGAGAUGGGCUACACUUAAGGGAAAAAACAAAUAUGCAAAGGGUGGCAAAUUGAAGAGGUUCAUAAGAAAAGGUGUUCCAAUUGAUUUAAGGGCUGAGGUGUGGAUGCACGUCUCUGGAGCACAAGCUCGUAAAGAAUCAAAUCCCAUAUCAUAUACUGAUCUCAAGAAAAAAAUUAAUAAUCCAGCUCUCAUAGAAAUGAUCAAGAUUGAUCUGCCUAGGACUUUCCCAGAUAAUAUAAACUUUUUAAGUCAAGAAUAUCUAAUUAAACAAAUGUUCGACGUUUUAGCAACUUUUGCACACCAAAAUAGUGAUGUUGGUUAUUGUCAAGGUCUGAACUAUAUUACAGGAUUACUUCUACUCGCAACAAAAAAUGAGGAAGUAUCCUUUUGGCUUUUAAAGGAGCUUGUUGAAAACAUACUCCCCAAAUAUUCAGUCACUAAUAUGUCUGGUUUACUCGUAGAUUUAGAUGUUUUAGAUGAAUUGGUCAAGAAAUUUGAUCCAGAAAUUCAUGCACAUGUACAUAAAAUCGGAAUGCCUUGGGCUAUGGUUACUACCAAAUGGUUUAUUUGUCUUUUUGUUGAAGUUCUACCUACAGAAACUGUUCUGAGAAUAUGGGAUUGUAUUUUUUAUGAAGGUUCUAAAAUAAUCUUCAGAGUAGGAUUAACAUUAAUCAAAUUACAUAGAGAUGAAAUUUUACGUACCAAAGAAUUAAGCGAACUCAUUGAAUGUUUUAAAGAGAUAAGGAAUCAUAAAGAAGUAAUGGAUUGCCACCAAUUUAUGAUGAAUAUUUUCAAGAUGCCUGGAAAGAUAACAGACAAUGAAUUGCAGAGACUUAGAUUGAAAUACAGUAAAACACAAAACCAAAGAUGAUAUCAAAGUAAUUUUUCAACUAGAGCUAUAUACAUUACAUUAUACAUUGUUUUUACAGUAAAUAAAUUGCUAUUGCAUUAU